AAUUUCUCUUUCAAGUAACAUGUUAGAGAGAGAGUGUUGUGUAUAUUUAAGCCAGAGUUGAUUUGAACUACAGAUAAGGCGCCCUUUAAAGUUAUCAUUUCCGUCAUUUUGCCCUUUUUUUUUAAAUUAAUUUUUUUUAGUAAUGUCUAUUUUUGCUGAGAAUGAAUAGAAGGAGACAUAAAGGUUACCAAAGGAAACAGAGUAAAGGGAGAGAAACAGAGACAGAGAGUAAGAGGGUGAGAGAUAUAGAGAGAGAAUUCAGUGAAUCCAUGGUUAUGGAAGAGAAGCUGUUUGAAGCCUUGGGUUGGUUCGUCUGACUUUGCUUCUUCAUCUUUCAGGGGACAUAUGUGUUAGAUUUUUUUGGGGUUGAGAAAUUUUGAAAUGGAUUUUACAGAAUCCACAAAGGUUGUAUACAACAGAAUUCAGAAGCUAGAGCCUGAAAAUGUGUCGAAGAUCAUUGGGUAUCUUCUGUUACAAGACCAUGGCGAGCGAGAAAUGAUCCGGCUAGCAUUUAGCCCGGAUAAUUUGAUUUAUUCAUUGAUUAACAAAGCCAAGUCUGACCUUGGGCUAAACAAACCAGCAGUUUCUGUUCCAAUCUCACCAUCUCAGGUGAAUUCAGGACCUACUUCUGACAUCCCUCCACAAUUCACUCCCUUUUCGCCGGCUUCUUCCCAUCCAGUUUCGUCUCCAGUAGGUUUACAUAGGGCUGAAAGUUCUUACUGGGAUGCUCAGGUGACUGGUGAGCAGCAACAGGUGCAUAACUUGGAGUUUGGUACGCCAGGGUUCUCAGAGUCGGUUGUUGAAGAUUAUCGGCUUCAGAACCAAAUGCAGUACUUGACUUUGGAUGAUCAAUUAGAGUUUGCUAAUUCUAUGAAUUCUGAUUUUUCUAGCAAUUACUUUUAUCCAGAACCUGCACUGGGUCCUAGGACUAAUAGAAGGUCUCCAAGUUUGCCUGACUUUCCUGUUAAGGUUUGUCAUUAUUUCAACAAGGGGUUUUGUAAACAUGGAAACAACUGUAGGUAUUUCCAUGGCAAUCCCAUGCCAGAAAGCUUUUCACAGAUUUUCAGCCCGAAAUCGAAUGAGAUUUCAAACGAAGAACAUGUUAUCUCAUCUGGGUCUCUUGAAAAGCUUGAGAUGGAGCUUACUGAGCUUCUAUUAUCAAGACGAGGGAUGCCUGUUUCCAUUGCCUCUUUGCCAAUGAUGUACUAUGAGAAAUAUGGGAAGACCCUCCAGGCAGAAGGUUAUCUUACAGAAAGCCAGAGACAUGGUAAGACUGGUUAUAGUCUGACAAAGCUUUUAGCUCGAUUGAAGAACAGCAUUCGCGUCAUUGACAGACCUCACGGGCAGCAUUCAGUGAUUCUGGCAGAAGAUGUUCCCAAGUACUUGGAGUAUGCUGGUGAAAGAAAUGACCCUGGUGGAAUUGUUACUGGUUCUAGGCAGAUCUAUCUUACCUUUCCAGCUGAAAGUACCUUUACAGAGCAAGAUGUUUCCAACUACUUCAGCAAAUUUGGGCCUGUUCAAGAUGUUAGGAUUCCAUGCCAACAGAAGAGGAUGUUUGGAUUUGUCACUUUUGUUUUCGUGGAGACUGUCAAGCAAAUAUUGGCAAAGGGAAUCCUCAUUUUGUAUGCGGGGCUCGUGUUCUGGUGAAACCUUAUAGAGAAAAGUCAAGGCUUGUUGAUAGGAAGUAUUCUGAGAAAAUACACCACCCGAUGUAUUACAGCCCACACUUUAUAGAUGGAGAUUCUGAUCUUUAUUCAAUGCCAAGAGUUUGUGAUAAUUCAAGAAUAAUCAGGAAGCAGCUAAUGGAGGAACAUGAGACUGCACU
Messenger RNA from Hevea brasiliensis (rubber tree), 1825 nucleotides. Its product is annotated as zinc finger CCCH domain-containing protein 18. Gene Ontology annotation, molecular function: RNA binding; metal ion binding. NCBI's taxonomy places the organism in Eukaryota, Viridiplantae, Streptophyta, Magnoliopsida, Malpighiales, Euphorbiaceae. The record is from RefSeq and is a predicted model, not a curated record.